Molecule: messenger RNA, 2357 nt
Organism: Phytophthora infestans T30-4
Lineage: Eukaryota; Oomycota; Peronosporomycetes; Peronosporales; Peronosporaceae
Exons: 2
Coding region: 1-2313 (770 amino acids)
Molecular function (GO): protein binding
Source: RefSeq, a predicted model, not a curated record
AUGUCCAACAGCGACAAGGGCAGCAGUACUACUACUACAACUGCGACGACAACUACCAAGGCAGCCAACACAACGAAUAGUGGUAGUAAUUUGUCCAAUAGCACACACAGCAGCAAUCGAGGAAGUCACGGUAGUCGUGGUAGUCGCGGUAGUAGACGCAGUACAGGGAGUGCGACCCCCGAGGGCGACGACAAACUGCCCCCCGGUUGGACACGCAAAGAAAGCAAGUCGCAAAAAGGUCGCUACUAUUUCAUUUCCCCUGCUGGCAAGACGCAAUGGGUGCCACCUCCCAUGAAGGCGUCGAGCUCCAAGAUCAAAAAGACUUACAAUUGGAUGAGUGAGGUGGAAAUCGGCUUCCAAGAGGGGCGACUUGGAGUGAGUCUACGAGAAGUCCACCAGAUGGAAACCAUUCUGUACCCUCAAUUCCAGGCCGAAGUGGACGAUCUACCCAAAAUCAACGGCAAGGCGGGACCCGCCGAGCUCCACAACUGGAGCGUCAAGCCCCACAAGCGACUGACGAUCGGCAUGCGCGUCAUCAGCAUCGAAGACACGUCGCUGGCUGGGCUUACUUAUAAAGAAGUCGUGGGCAAGCUAAAGAGCGCAUCGCGGCCUGUUCGUAUCAAAUUUGCAGAUGUACAGAAAGGAACAGUGGAGGAGAAUGGCGGUCGCAAAUCGGACGGAGACAAAGUCAAUAAUAGUGCCGGGAAUGACCCAGCAGCAGCAAGCUACGGUCAUUCGAGUGCAUACAUGCAACAGAAACAGGAAUACACGCGUGUGCUCGUGACGGGAGAGCUUCAUACGGAGAUGUGGACCAUUGAGAACAAGAAGAUGCUGCGAUCAUUGACACGUAUGCAGCACAAGUGGAGUACCGUGUCGAAUGAAUUUGAUAUGUUGAACGCCAAACGAAUGGAGUUGCGGAAAGAAAACGAGAAUCUGAAAAAUGACAAGGAAAAGUACCAAGUCAUGAUGAAGAAUCUCAAGCUGCAGGCGACUUAUGCCAUGGAGAACCCUGAACUUGUGCGGGCUAACGAACUGGCCAAGCGGAACACAGAACUGAACGAUGAUAUCUCGAAAAUGAGCUCUGGAAACAAGCGACUCCGUAAAGAGAGAGAUGCCCUGCAGGCUCAGCUAGAUGACCUGGAUAAACAGCUUGCAAAAGUGGAGCAGAAAGACAAAGAGGAAGAUCGAGUUCCGGAAGAAGAUAUCUUCGGUAUUGAACCCACAGCUCCACCGAAGGAACAAUUGUCGGCAUUAAAGAAGAAGCGACGUGGACUUGAAGACGAACUGAACAAAGAGCAACGCAAGGCGAACAAGGUGCAGAAAGAGAUGGAGCAGCUCACCAAACAUUACGCCAGUCUUGGUAACGAAGAAACGGGACUUAACUCGUCCACAUCUUCGUCAUCCUCUUCUCAUCACAAGCCGAAGUCGGAGUUCGCUGACCUGGAAGCGAAGAUCUUGGAGCUACGUAAGAAGCAGCGAUCUGUGGUGGAUACUCUGUCCAAGGCUGCCCAGUCGGGUGACCAUAAACUUGCUAAGGAGUGUCAACGGAGGCGUCAAAAGAUCAAGGAGGAACUUAAGGAGGCACAGGAUGAGCUGCACAGGCUUAAAACUAAGGGAAAGGCAGGCACUCCGUCUUCACGGGGCGAUUCUCGCAAACCGAAGCCGUCGACCGAACCGUCAAGCCGUCUGCCUUCGGACUCGAAGAAAUCGAGACGUUCCGGGUCGAUUAGCAAGGACAACUCGAGUCCAUCUACCCCUGACACGAGCGCGGACUCUGCCUCGACUCCUGGAAGUACCCGAGGAAAAAUGCCGAUGCUGAGUGGCUUCUUAGACAAGGGUCCCACCGAGUGGGCUGACCGCGGCAUCAUCAGCGGCAUGAAGACGAUGCGUGGUGCACGUGAGCGAUGGUGUGUUAUCACCGCCGAUGGGUUUCUCAAAUACUACAAACGACGUGGUGACUCGGUUGUGCGUGGCGAGAUCAACCUGGCUGACAAGAGCUUUGAGGUUGUGUGUGAGGAUCUCAGAUAUGGAAAGGAGUUUGUACUGUGCACGGACGAGCAGCAAUCGCAUUUCUUCACAAAGAGUCCACAAGAGCUCAACAAUUGGGUGAAAACUCUGCGUGCUGCGAACGCCUAUUUACUCAAUGCUGCUGCCCCACCGCUCCCUCCGCCUCGACCUCGUGGCGAUACGGACAAGCAAAUGCUCAUUCGCGGCGACAGCAAGCAAGCAAAGGAGUUCAAUCUCGACGGGCUGGAAGACUCUUUGCCCGAAGAGGACGAGCAGUUCUAUGGGCGUGCUACCUUGGGUUUCUAAAGAAAUGGUGGCUGUGGCCGCUUAGUGCUGGCACUAAAUGUAAU